AUGCAGAACUUUGCCAUCGAGGUGCAGGGUGAAGCCAAUCCUUUAACCGAGCAUACAUUACUGCAGGUCUUGAGUUCUGCUGCAUCGGCAGACCCUCAGCAAGUCCGAACAGGUGCCAAUCAGCUCGCAAGAUGGGAGAAAACCGCUGGGUUUUAUAAGCACCUACAAAGUGUGUUCAUCAACACAUCAUUGCCAUUUGAAGUCCGAUACUUGGCCAUCAUCCAGCUCAAGAAUGGUAUCGAGAAAUACUGGCGGAAGACAGCGGCAAAUGCUGUUUCACCAGACGACCGAGCAGUGAUCAGGUCUCGCCUUCUGGAGAGUGGAAUCGAAGAACACGACCAUCGUUUGGCUCUGCAGAACGCAAUUGUCGUUGCAAAAGUUUCCCGAUUCGAGUACCCCAAUGACUGGCCCGAUGUGAUUAGCACGUUGAUAAGUGUGCUGCGGAGAUCAAACGAACCCACUGCUAAUCCAAUUCACCUUUCUCGCACGCUGCUCAUCUUUCUCCAUAUCAUCAAGGAGCUCUCCACUGCUCGCCUUCAGAAAUCUAGAGUAGCUUUGCAAGCUGCGACGCCGGAGAUUGUCCAGAUUCUGGGACAGAUUUAUCUUGAAAAGGUUCAAUCAUGGCAACGAUCUCUGACAAACAGUGUUGGUGAACAAGAUGCAUUGCAACAGACAAUGCAAGCCAGCCUCCUAGCCAUCAAGACGCUACGCAGAUUGCUAGUCACUGGCUACGAGUUUCCCAACAGAGAGUCAGACGUGUUCCAGUUCUGGCAACUCACUUACGCCCAGGUCGGUGCUUUUAUGAAUAUCAUCUCAUCACAAGGUGCUACCCUUCCAGAAGAGCUAGGUGUACCACUCGAGAAACAUCUGCUUCAACUGUCAAAGCUACAUCUCGAGAUGGCAACGGCACACCCUGCUGCCUUUGCGCUCCUACCGAAUUCUCUCGAUCUUGUUCGUUCUUACUGGGUUCUUAUCAAGCAAUUCGGAGAGACUUUUGGAUCUCGUCUGGAUCUCGGUACAUCCAAUGGAGAACAAGAUGAGCAGAAACCAUUCCAAGAGAAGGUGUCCCUUUCCGGUCUCAAGCUCGUCCGUGCUUGCAUCAAGAUGGCCUUCAAUCCGACGCAAUCGUUCAAGUACAAACGUCCUGAAGACAAAAUCGAGAAGGCAGAGGCAAUCGCUGUCAUCAAGGAGCAGCUGUUGACAGACACAUUUGUUACUGAGAUCAUGGAGACUGUUGUCACCAAAUAUUUCGUUUUCCGACAAGGUGAACUACAAGAGUGGAAUGAUGACCCAGAGGAUUGGGAGCAAAGUCUGGAGGGUGAAAGCGAAGGGUGGGAAUUCAGUGUCCGACCCUGUUCUGAGAAAUUGUUCCUGGACCUUGCUCUCAAUUACCGGAACUUGCUGAUCCAACCGCUGCUUAACGUCUUUUACGCCGUCGCAACGCCUGAUAAUGAGGAUGUUCUUUUCAAGGACUCGGUUUAUUCAGCAAUUGGCUUGGCUGCUGCAGUCGUGCAACAGCACCUCGACUUUGACUCGUUCCUCUCGAACACGAUCGUUGUCGAAGUCCAGAAGCAGAAGCCAGGUUUCAAUAUUCUUCGUCGCCGCAUUGCUAUCCUCCUUGGUCAAUGGAUCACAGUCAAGGUGUCAGCAGAGAACAGACCGCUAGUAUACAAGAUCUUCCAGCAUCUGCUCGACCCGAGCGACUCUUGCAAUGACCAGGUUGUCAGAAUUACUGCCGGACGACAAUUCAAGAACAUAGUGGACGAUUGGGAGUUCAGUCCAGAGCAGUUCCUGCCCUAUAUUCAAACUACGAUGACACAGUUGUUGAAUCUCAUCCAGGAGGUCGAUAACAUGGAGACGAAGAUGGCGUUGCUCAACACAAUCAGUGUGUUGGUUGAGCGACUAGAACACCACAUCACACCUUAUGCGCAAACGAUCAUAAGCAUCCUACCAAAUCUUUGGGAGCAGUCAGGAGACGUGCAUCUAAUGAAGCAAGCUAUUCUGACGAUUCUCUCUCGUCUCGUCUCAUCUAUGAAGGCUGACUCCGUGCCAUUCCACAACCUCGUUCUGCCCAUCAUCAAAGGUGCUGUGGAGCCAGGAUCCGAUACACAGGUCUACCUGCUCGACGAUGCUUUGGACCUCUGGCAGAACAUUCUGAUCCAAACACCUGCUCCAGCUUCAUCCGAACUUCUGCAGUUAGCACCACAUCUUUUCUCCAUCUUUGAGUUCGGCUCGGAAAAUCUUCGUACAGCUCUCGACAUAACUUCGUCAUACUUCCUUCUUGCACCGGCAGAAAUGCUCUCGGACGAGAUGCGAAAGCCGCUGAUGGCGUCUCUAUCGAACCUCGUUGGCUACGUCAAGGCAGAUGCAAGUGGGACUGUCAACAAUCUCGUCGAGCUCAUCAUCAGGUCAGCUGAGCGUAUUGGUGGCGAAUCUGCCAUCAGCACUAUUGCUGGCGACCUCAUCGAAUCAGACUUUCUUCGCAAACAACUCAGAGGCCUUCACGGUAGUUGGGUCGCCCAUUGCACUACCGGCCCCCUGGCAAAAGACCCACCUGUCGACGGCAUCGUCGAGACAGACUAUCUCUCCGUGCUUGCACGCCUUGCUAUGGGUUCGGAGAGCUUAUUCCUACAAGCAGUGCAGGCUGCCGCACCUCCAAUCCCACUUAGUGAUGUCGACAACCAGCCUUCUUUGAGUGAAACAAUGAAGUGGCUUCUCGAAGAAUGGUUCAGCCACUUUGAGAACAUCGGCGAUCCAUCACGUCGCAAAUUGAUGUGUCUCGCCCUCACAAAACUACUCUCCACCUCCCAACCGUUCAUUUUCGGCUCUCUCCAAUCUCUAAUGACACUCUGGACUGAUAUGGUCAUCGAGAUCCGCGAAGAAGAUGGCCCAACAGAUUCCGACACUCUGGUCUACAACAGCAUCGAUGAGUUGAGAAAUACUGACCCUGACGUCCUUGAAGCACCGGAAGAUGAGAGACGUCGUGCAUUGACAUUUGCAGAUCCAGUACAUAAUGUUCGUACUACACAGUGGAUCAAGCAUUACUUGCAGAUGGCCAUUGAAGCUGCAGGUGGUUAUGAGGCUUUCCAGAGCGAGUGGCUGGUUAACGUUGACAAGGAUGUCAUCGCCGCGUUUGGCAAGUUGGGCAUCAUGUAA
Molecule: messenger RNA, 3156 nt
Organism: Aureobasidium subglaciale EXF-2481
Lineage: Eukaryota; Fungi; Ascomycota; Dothideomycetes; Dothideales; Saccotheciaceae
Exons: 5
Coding region: 1-3156 (1051 amino acids)
Biological process (GO): protein import into nucleus
Cellular component (GO): nuclear envelope; cytosol
Molecular function (GO): small GTPase binding
Source: RefSeq, a predicted model, not a curated record